Molecule: messenger RNA, 2818 nt
Organism: Megachile rotundata (alfalfa leafcutting bee)
Lineage: Eukaryota; Metazoa; Arthropoda; Insecta; Hymenoptera; Megachilidae
Gene: LeuRS-m
Product: Leucyl-tRNA synthetase, mitochondrial
Biological process (GO): leucyl-tRNA aminoacylation; mitochondrial translation
Cellular component (GO): mitochondrion
Molecular function (GO): ATP binding; leucine-tRNA ligase activity
Source: RefSeq, a predicted model, not a curated record
AAAUGAUAAAUAAUCAUUAGUUUCAAAAAUAUAUUUACUAUAAUACAAGAUUAUACUUAUUUAAAGUAGUUAAACAAGAUGGCAAUUUUCAUACAUGAUAUGAGUUGAAUGCUUGUCCUCCGAUUAUAAAAUGUAUAUAAUAUUUGUAUAAAUAUUUGAACAAUAUAACUUAAUAAUGAAGAUUACAAAACUAUUUUGUAGAAGACUGUUGGUUUAUUACAAAAAUCAUGUAAUGUUUAGAAAUGUUACAGUUCGACAUGCUUCGACUGGCGUAAAUUUAUUUUCGAACGAAACAGUUUCAAAUUCAAUGAAGAAAGAUAUAGAAAGAUAUUGGAAAGAUAAAAUUAAUUUACAUAAAUUUGAUGAAACAGACAGUACAAGAGAGAAAUUUUAUGUAUUAUCAAUGUUUCCGUAUCCUUCUGGAUUACUUCAUAUGGGUCACAUAAGAGUUUAUACAAUAAGUGAUGCUGUUGCUAGAUUUUAUAGAAUGAAAGGAUAUAAUGUUCUUCACCCAAUGGGAUGGGAUGCUUUUGGAUUACCUGCUGAAAAUGCAGCUAUUGAAAAACAAAUUGAUCCUGACAAAUGGACAAGAGAAAAUAUUGAAAAAAUGCAAAAUCAAUUAAGCUUGUUAAACUAUGCCUUCGAUUGGGAUAGAGAAAUUUGUACAUGUAAUCCAGAAUAUUACAAAUGGACACAAGAGUUAUUUUUGAAGCUAUAUGAGAAAGGUUUUGUUUAUCAGAAAGAAGCAUUUGUUAAUUGGGAUCCUGUUGAUGAAACUGUAUUGGCAGAGGAACAAGUUGAUCCAAAUAAUUGUUCAUGGAGAUCAGGUGCUAAAGUUGAAAAGAGGCUGUUAAAUCAAUGGUUUAUUAGAACCACACCAUUUGCUAAGUCAUUAUUUGAUGGUUUAAAGAACCCAACAUUGAAACAAUGGGGAGACAUUAAAAAGAUACAAAAAAAUUGGAUAGGUGAAUGUAAUGGAACUAGUUUUGAAUUGCAAUUGGUAACAGAUAUUCCAAAUUAUCCGAAAACAAUCAAUGUUUGGACUGAUAUUCCAGAAUAUAUCGAAUAUGCAAAAUUUGUUGCAAUUCGCUCAAGUAGUUUAUUAAAUAGAGCGGAACAUUGCCAUAACGUGGAUGAAGAAAUUAAAGCAUUAGAUGCCAAAGUAUUAAAUCCAUUCAAUGGAGAAGAACUACCAAUAUUUGUGACAGAUAAAGUUUCAUUUCAACCUUUCAGAGAUACUUACAUUGGUAUACCGUCUGCUUCGAUGGAUGAUUAUCAGUUUUCCGAAACUGUCGGUAUUGAAUUUCAACGACAUUCGGUAAGAAGUUCUGAAGAACAGCAAUCCAAACGCGCGGAAGUAUUAUCGAAAGCACAAAAAUGGAAAAUUGGUGGAUAUUUAGUUAGCUCGAGAUUACAGGAUUGGCUAAUAUCUAGACAAAGGUAUUGGGGUACACCAAUUCCAAUUAUUCAUUGCUCAAAUUGUGGUGCUCAACCAGUACCAAGAGACCAACUUCCUAUACUUUUGCCAAAAGUGAAAUUGUUAAAUAAAAAGUCUACAUUGAACGAAGCUAAAGAUUGGUUAAAUACCUCUUGUCCGAAAUGUGGAGACCAAGCACUUAGGGAAAUGGAUACUAUGGACACGUUUGUAGAUAGUUCGUGGUAUUUUUUGAGAUACAUUGAUCCAAAAAAUACAGAAAAUAUGUUUUCAAUCGAUAAAGUAAAGAAACUGUUUCCUGUUGAUCUUUAUAUAGGUGGAAAAGAACAUGCUGUACUGCAUUUAUACUAUGCCAGAUUUAUAAGUCAUUUUCUACAUUCGGAAAACUUGAUACCUACUCAAGAACCAUUUAAACAAUUGCUCGUGCAAGGUAUGGUAAUGGGUAAGACCUAUCAAGUACAGAAUACAGGAAAAUAUUUAAAUGCGAACGAAGUAGAAAAAGUGGGAGAGCAAUAUGUAGAAAAGAGUACCAAAGAAUUAGUGAAUGUUACAUGGGAAAAAAUGUCUAAAUCAAAGCACAAUGGUGUUGAUCCUCUCGAAUUAUUAAACACGCAUGGAAUUGAUACAACUAGAUUGCUAAUACUGGCUGAUGUUGCACCAACUUCGACUAGAAAUUGGAGCGAUGAUACCAUUCCGGGAAUAAUCAAUUGGCAAAAUCGUUUGUGGAAAACAGUGAAAACGUUUAUAGACUAUCGUAAUAACGUAACGAUGGAAGAACUCGGUGAAAUACCCACUAAUUCCAAAUUUAUUGACGAUGAUGCGUAUAUGUUUGAUAGUCGUAAUUAUUUUUUAAAAGCUGUAACUUUUAAUAUAAUUUAUUCCCAGCAAUUAAGCGUUGCAAUAUCAAGAAUGCAAGGUCUUACAAACAGCUUGCGCAAAGUUUCUCAAGACUGUUUGAGAAAAAGCCGUGAAUUCGAACGCGCAUUAGCAGUUCAAAUUAUAAUGCUUGCACCAUUGGCACCGCAUUUUGCUUCAGAAUUGUGGGCUGCAUUUUGUUCAGCGAAAUAUCAUCUUAUAAAUGAAAAUGAAGUCAAAUUAAAUAAAAAUGUUAUGGAACAAAAUUGGCCGGAAAUAGACAUGGAAUAUAACAUGGAAAUGAAAAUCAGUAUAAAUGGAAUAUGUUACAAAAAGAUGAAGAUACCUAGAUACAAACUGGAGAAAUUACAAAUCGACGCCGCCUUUGACUUAGCAGUGAAUGAACCAUCCAUCCAGAAACGUUUGAAAAAUCGGAAGAUUGUCGACACUAAAUUUUUUUCAAGGGUAGGCUGUGAUGCAACAAUGAAUAUUUUAACAAAAAAAUGUACAGAAUCUCUAGCAUCGUAA